AUGAUAAAGAACAACCAAACUGUCAUCACCCAGUUCCUUCUCCUGGGCCUACCAACAUCCCCAGAGCAACAACACCUGUUCUAUGUCCUGUUCCUGGCCAUGUACCUCACCACCAUCAUGGGAAACUCCAUCAUCAUCAUACUCAUUCUUCUGGACUCCCAUCUCCACACACCCAUGUAUAUGUUCCUUGGCAACUUGUCUUUCUCUGAUCUCUGCUUUUCCUCUGUCACCAUCCCAAAGUUGCUGCAGAAUAUGCAGAGCCAAGACACAUCCAUUUCCUACCCUGGCUGUCUGACACAAAUGUACUUUUACAUGGUUUUUGCAAACCUGGAGAACUUUCUUCUUAUGGUCAUGGCUUAUGACCGCUAUGUGGCCAUAUGUUUUCCCCUUCGUUAUACCAGCAUCAUGAGUCCCAUUCUCUGUGUUUGUCUGGUGUUUAUGUCCUGGGUAAUUAGCAUGCUGAGUUCCAUGUUGCACACUCUACUUGUUGUUAAAUUGUCAUUCUGUGAGGACAAUAUAAUCCCCCACUUUUUCUGUGACAUAUCUGCCCUGUUCAAGUUGGCUUGCUCUGACAUUCAUAUUAAUGAACUAUUGAUAUUUUACUUGGGAGGAACAAGUAUUGUCAUCCCAUUCUUUCUCAUUGUUGUGUCCUAUAUACAAAUUGUCUGGUCCAUUCUAAAUGUUUCAUCUACUCGGGCCAUCCACAAGGUCUUCUCUACGUGUGGCUCCCACCUGUCUGUGGUCUCACUGUUCUAUGGAACAAUUAUUGGUCUCUACUUAUGUCCAUCAGCUAACAACUCUACUGUGAAGGAGAUUGCCAUGGCUAUGAUGUACACAGUGGUGACUCCCAUGCUGAAUCCCUUCAUCUACAGCCUGAGGAAUAGAGAUAUGAAAGGAGCACUGAUAAGAGUCCUCUACAAGAAGAAAAUCUCUUUAUAA
This is a messenger RNA of Rattus rattus (black rat), 939 nucleotides long. RefSeq names its product olfactory receptor 1468-like. The record is from RefSeq and is a predicted model, not a curated record. The transcript has a single exon. Gene Ontology annotation, cellular component: membrane. NCBI's taxonomy places the organism in Eukaryota, Metazoa, Chordata, Mammalia, Rodentia, Muridae. The coding region runs from base 1 to 939 and encodes 312 amino acids. Gene Ontology annotation, molecular function: olfactory receptor activity; G protein-coupled receptor activity. Gene Ontology annotation, biological process: G protein-coupled receptor signaling pathway.